AUGCCGAGUAAACUGGCAAGCACCGGAGCUAGAUCACCGUCGCCAGGAAGCACCGGAGCUCAGAUGUCAACAAUCAAGCUGAGUCAAGCUCAUCAAUCAAGCUGGAUUGACUCAACGGUCAAGCUGAGUCAAGCCAAGCUCAUCAAGCUAUAUCAAGCUGUAUCAAGCUCGUCAAGCUCAUCAAGCUGA
Messenger RNA from Exserohilum turcica Et28A, 189 nucleotides. RefSeq lists its product as uncharacterized. The record is from RefSeq and is a predicted model, not a curated record. The transcript has 2 exons. Lineage: Eukaryota; Fungi; Ascomycota; Dothideomycetes; Pleosporales; Pleosporaceae. Bases 1 to 189 code for a protein of 62 amino acids.